GCGCUGCCUGACCUCGCAGGAGCCACGGCCCGAGCGGGUGGAGCCCGCAUUGUGCUGCCUUGGCCACGGGCCGUGCGGGUGAGUCCAGGGGCUGUGCCCUGUGCACCGCUGCCCUGCCCCGUCCCUGGCCGCCAUGGCCUGGCUCUUGCUGCCAGGUAUGGUGCUGUGCAUGCUGCCUGUCCAGCUGGCCGCCCUGGACGCUGCCGGCUCCCCGACCGCUGUGUCCUACAACUGCCCCUACAAGUGCGUCUGUGCCGCUGACCUGCUCAGCUGCGCGGGUCUGGGGUUGCAGGAUGUGCCGAGCAUGUUACCUGCUGCUACUGCAGACCUCGACCUGGGCCACAACACGCUCCGGCAGCUGCGCCCUGGCUGGCUGGCGCCCCUCUCCCGGCUACACACCCUACGCCUAGACCACAACGCAUUGACUGCACUGGGUCACGGCGUCUUCGCCAAUGCCAGCUGCCUGAGGCUGCUGGAUCUGUCAUCUAACGCCCUGCGGAGACUUGGCCGCCACGACCUCCACGGGCUGGGCGCGCUGGAGACACUGUUUCUGUUCAACAACAGCCUGGCUCGCCUGGACGAGCACGCCUUCCAUGGCCUCUGGGCGCUCAGCAGCCUCUACCUGGGCUCCAACCAGCUCACGGCCUUCUCCUUCGACCACCUGCACGGCCUGGGUGCGCCCCACCUGCGUGUGCUCGACCUCUCCUCCAACCAUCUGGGCCACGUCUCCAUCCCGGGGCUGGCUGCACUGCCCGCCUUCCUCAAGCGCGGCCUCUAUCUGCACAACAACCCACUGCCCUGUGACUGCCGCCUCUACCACCUGCUGCAGCGCUGGCACCAGCGGGGCCUGAGCGCCAUACGCGACUUUGCCCGCGAGUACACGUGCCUGGCCUUCAGUGUGCCCACAUCCCGCGUGCGCUUUUUGGAGCACAGCCGCGUCUUUGAGAACUGCUCCGCUCCCCCGGCCGCUGGCCUCGAGCGGCCCGAGGAGCAGCUACACGCGCAGGUGGGCCAGUCCCUGCGGCUGUACUGCAAUAGCAGCUUACCGGCUGGCCGUGUGGCCUGGGUUUCCCCGCAGCAAGAGCUGCUGGUGGCACCAGGGUCGCAUGACGGCAGCAUCACGGUGCUGGCCGACGGCAGCCUGGCCAUAGGCAGCGUGCAGCAGAAGCACGAAGGCACGUUCGUGUGCCUGGCUGCGGGGCCGCGCCUGCACCACAACCAGACCCUUGAGUACAACGUGAGCGUGCACUGGCCACACCCCGAGCCCGAGGCCUUCAACACGGGCUUCACCACGCUGCUGGGCUGCGCCGUGGGCCUGGUGCUGGUGCUGCUCUACCUGUUCGCACCACCCUGCCGUGCCUGUUGCCGCUGUGGCCGCCACCCCUGCCGCUCCUGCUGCUGCCGCCGCCGCUGGCCUCGCACCUUGAGCCCACUGCAGGAGCUCAGCGCGCAGUCCUCAGUGCUCAGCAGCACACCCUCAGAGGCCCCCAGCCGCAAGGCCAGUGUCCACAAGCACGUGGUCUUCCUGGAGCCAGGCAGGAGGGGUCUCAAUGGUCGCGUGCAGCUGGCUGUGGCCGAGGACUUCGACCUGUACAACCCGGUGGGCCUACGGAUUAAGGCCAGCUCAGAGUCGGCCAGCUCUGCAGGUUCCGAGGGCCUCAUGAUGAACUAGAUUACCCAGGGACUGCCAUGGGCGCUGGGCAGGGCCUCCCCACCUUGACCUGGUGAUGAGGGCAUGGCCCUCAGCUUCCCUCCC
Molecule: messenger RNA, 1756 nt
Organism: Ochotona princeps (American pika)
Lineage: Eukaryota; Metazoa; Chordata; Mammalia; Lagomorpha; Ochotonidae
Gene: AMIGO3
Product: adhesion molecule with Ig like domain 3
Exons: 1
Coding region: 134-1672 (512 amino acids)
Biological process (GO): brain development
Molecular function (GO): protein binding
Source: RefSeq, a predicted model, not a curated record